Chrysemys picta bellii (western painted turtle) is the source of this 3903-nucleotide messenger RNA. RefSeq names its product FANCD2 and FANCI associated nuclease 1 (gene FAN1). Gene Ontology annotation, cellular component: nucleus. The record is from RefSeq and is a predicted model, not a curated record. NCBI's taxonomy places the organism in Eukaryota, Metazoa, Chordata, Testudines, Emydidae. Gene Ontology annotation, molecular function: flap-structured DNA binding; 5'-3' exonuclease activity; 5'-flap endonuclease activity. Gene Ontology annotation, biological process: interstrand cross-link repair.
CGAGGGCCCUGGGUCGCUCGCGGGCAGAGCCGCUUCCCCGGUUCUAGGGGGCGGGGCGGCUCUUUGCAGAGGCUGAGCCUAUCGCUGCCUCGUUCCCUGGCCGGGGGCUAAGCGCCCCGUCUAAGCAAAGACUUUCUGGGAAAGCGCCGCGCCCUGGUCCCCGGGAAUGGGACAGAGGCGCUGGGGCCUGAAGGGACUCGCCGCCCUGCUGGUCUAGUAACGCCCGGGGGUCGAGUCUGUGCCGCCCUCUCGCUGUGUGAGCUUGAUGUGUGAAGAUUUCUCAAAUACAUUGAUGCAACUUUGUGGACUCCCAGAAUGAAAAGUUUGGCAUAGUUAUGCUUGGAAGCCAGGUUGACAGGGUUCACUCCAAGAGCAAAAUAUAGCUGUUGGUGGAGUCCGUAGGGUCCAGCUAUACUCAUCCUCUGACAGUUUUUUAGGAUAUUGGCAGGGCAGAAGAGACAGGCAAAUAACAUGAAGCCAAGAAAACUCUUUUUAAUGAUUUCAGAAUAAGAAAAUAUCAGUCAAAUGAAGCAGCCCAUGCAGUGGACGUGCUUUUUAAUCCCAUAAUGUCGGAAGCCACAUCUCCAGAAAAUAAAAGACCCCGGAGAAGCUUGUCCCUCAGUAAAAACAAGGAAAAGAAUGAAAAUAAGAAAAAGAAUGAAGCAGAAGUUAAAGGAGCACCACCCACACCUUCAGCUUCUUCCUCUAUCCUUUCUUUUUUUAACAACACUCCCCCUGCCAAAGUCACCUGCCCUAUGUGCGGGCAAAUGGUGCCAAGGUAUGGGAUCAACAAGCACAUAGAUGAAAUGUGUCAGAAGAACCAUGGGGAUGGUGCAAUGAUUCUAGUUGAUUCAGGACUUGACUGUUUUAUGAAUGCGGGCCCAUCAGGUAUAGAUCUGAACACUAGUUCCAGCCCAUACUUUGCAAAGGAAGCUUCAACUCCAGAGAAAAAUAUGAGCAUCUUUGAAAGCAACUUGUUGAAAAUGAGAGCAGGUGCAGGACAGCAGACUAGUCCUUACUUUAAGAAUAAUAAUGCUCCAAUGUGCAAUGUUCAGAAUGGGCCAAGGGUGCAAAUGGUUAAAAGUAUCUCUUUGGGCAACUUGUCAUCUAAACUGUCCAGAAGGCACCGUAUCCAGAAUAGACAACUGAUAGAAGAAAACAAGAGGAAUUCUUCAUCUCAAGCUGUUCACAGUGUGUGUGACAAUGCUGCAGAAUGGGGUGAUGGAGAGACUUGUGCUGGGGAUGGCUCUCAGAAAGAGAAUCACUUUGUUCUGGCAGGAUUCCAAAAGCAGCAUGUCCCAAAAGACAGUUUAACAAAAGAACUUGAAAGUCAGGGAGAAACACAAGAAUGUGAUAAAGAGACUCUUGUGGGUUCUGCUCAUGGAUUAGUAUCCUCAGUUUGCAUUGUUGCCAGGGAGCUAGUGUCUGCUGCAGGGAACACUGAGAAACACGGUUAUUCUGAAGGCAUGGUGCCUAAUCUUGGCAAACAUAAAACACAUCCAGCAAGUUAUAAUAAAGUAGAGAGAUCUGAUGGUUCAGAAGCCAAAACUCAGUUCUCUGUUAAGGAUAUUCCUUCUUCAAGGACACAAGUGAUGUAUGAGAGCCAUACAGAAAACUGCCUAGUGACAGAUAAUACAGGAACACUUCCUAUGGAAGUUCAUGAAAACUUAAGGAAUGAGAUGAUUUAUCAUACUUUCUCAGAACCUACGCAAGAUGUGGAUUUUCAGAGUCCUGCCAGUGACAUUUUAGACAAAAUAAGUGGUGCAUUUGGUUCUGCGUCUGACUCUUUUGGUCACCCAUAUUAUCUCCAGAAUUUCCUGAUGGUCCUGCAAGUGGUCUUGGAGAAUCAUGAUGAUCUGAGACUCUUUGAUGAGCAAGAUACCAGCACUAUCACAAAGUUCUACCAAUUGUCAGCUGGUGGACAGAAGUUAUAUGUAAGACUUUUUCAACGCAAGCUGAAUUGGAUAAAAAUUAACAAAAUAGAAUAUGCAGAGAUCAGUGCAGAUUUGUUGCCAGUAAUUGGAGAAUUGGUUGAAGCAGGCUUUCUGCAAACAGAAUCUGAAUUACAAGACCUUUCUGAGGGGCUGGACUUGCUUUCUGCUCCUGAGCUAAAAACAUUAGCGAAAACCUUUCACCUGAAAAACCCAAAUGGUCAGAAACAGCAGCUGGUGGAGGACUUUCUCAGACUAUCAAAACAACGUUCGAUCUUCAGCAGGAAUCAGGCUGGUAUUGGGGCAGUGAUUUUGAAAAGGGCUAAGGACCUUUCUGGGAAGUCUGUCAGGGUCUGUAAAGGCCCCCGAGCAGUAUUUUCUCGAGUUUUACUGCUGUUCUCACUCACCGAUUCAGUGGAGGAUGAGGAAGCAGCUAGUGGUGGCCAAGGCCAGCUUUCCACCUUGCUUAUGGUAAACAUGGGUCGUACGGUGUUUCCCAGUUACACAGUAAAUAGGAAAACAGCAAUCUUCCAGGACAGAGAAGAUCUCAUCAGAUAUGCAACAGCUGCUCAUUUGUCAAAUGAUGUAGCCACUGCAAUGGCUAAUGGGAACUGGACAGAAGCUAAAUAUCUCUAUAUGUGUGCAAAAGAAACCUGGCAUGAACUGAAAAAUCAUCCUUCUUUGAGAUGCCAUAGAGACUUACCUGAGUAUCUGCGACAUUUUACGGUUGGGUGGAUGUAUACAAGAAUCCUCUCUCGAGGGGUUGAAAUACUGCAGAGACUUCAUAUGUAUGAGGAGGCCGUGGAAGAACUGCAGUAUCUUUUGUCUCAGGAAGUGUAUUGUACAGACAGCAGAGGACGAUGGUGGGAUCGACUGGCUCUGAAUUUACACCAGCACUUGAAACGCAAUGAGCAGGCUAUUGAGUGCAUUAGAAAAGGGCUGUCAGAUCCAUUAGUGCGCACAGGCCAUCGACUCUCUCUCUACCAGCGUGCACUGCGAUUGAAAGACUCACCAAGCUGCAAGAAGUUCAGGAGCCUCUUUCAGGAGCUGCCUGUCGUAACUGUGGAAGAUGUUACACAUGUUACAAUCAAAGGAAAGAUGUGUCCCCAAACAGGGGUGGGAAAAUCUGUGUUUCUAGUGGAGGACGUUGAUGAUCAAGAGGAAGGAGAAGACUUCACUCUGUCCACAAUCAUGUGUUCAGUUGAGGAGCUGGCGUUAACACAUUACAGACAGAAUGGCUUUGAUCAGGGUGAGGUUGCUUUAACUACUCAGGCACAUUUCAAUCUCUAUCUUUGUUUCCAUGGCUGGAAAUCUGAAUGUGAUUUUUGUCCUUCAGGGAUUCAUGGAGAAGGGUCCACGUUUAGUACACUCUAUAGCCUUCUAAUGUGGGACAUUAUUUUCAUGGAUGGCAUACCAGAUGUUUUCAGAAAUUCUUAUCAGGCAUUCCCCCUGGAUUUGUAUACUGACAGCUUCUAUGAGAACAGGAAGGACGCCAUUGAAUCUAGACUCCAGCUACUGCACGCAGCUUCCUCAGAGACCCUGCAAGAGAUGAUUGCCAAUGUCUGGAAUGCUCAAGAGGGAAAAGCGGCAGCACUGGUUAGCUGGGACCGGUUUACUUCUCUCCAGCAGGCUCAGAGUCUAGUGGCUUGCUUUGGGGGACCUUUUCUAAGUGGUGUAUGUAGGAGGCUCUCCAAAGAUCUGCGCCAUUGCAGAGGGGGUCUUCCUGAUCUAGUCGUGUGGAGUACGCAAGAGCACCGCUUCAAGCUGGUGGAAGUUAAGGGUCCCAAUGAUCGCCUCUCCCACAAACAGAUGAUUUGGCUGGAUGAACUGAAGAAGCUGGGAGCUGCUGUAGAAGUUUGUCAUGUGGCUGCAGUUGGAGCUAAAAGUAAACGCCUAAGUUGAAUAAAACUAUCUCGAACAUGUUGUAUGGGGAGAAUUGACUAUUUUUAAAUAAAUAAAUAAAAUGUGCUAA